CUGGCAUACUCCGGGGAUCCAGCCAGUCGGCAGCCAACGAGAUGCAAGAGCCGCUUUGCCGCGAUGAUGUGCUCGCAGAGUCUUGGUGCUUGACCCCCCAUGAUGUUGUGAUUUCGCCAGGUCUCCGUGGAUCGGAGUAUUUCUCGCCUGGUUCUUCUUCUCUUCUCUUACCAUCUUCAAUCUGUUCAUUGGAUUCAACCCGGUCGUUCCUCUGGAGUGGUUCUAUAUCUCCUCUUAGUUCUAUAUAGACUAUUACUUGACUUGUGUGCAAAGAAUCUGCAAUUGUCUCUACUCUACUCCUCUCCAUUGGAAGCCGUUGUUCAAGAUGCCUUCUAAGAUCCCUUCCAACUACCCCUCGGACACGGAGACCGUGGACAGAGAGACCCUGACGGAGUCUGGCUAUGUUAGCGGCAGUUCGAGUGACGAUGCUCUGCCUGAGGUCUACUUCACCAAGCCGCACUUGACGUUCCUCAACAGGCAAUUACAGUUUCUGGAGCCUCAAGAGGUUCUGAGAUGGGCUAUUACCACUCUUCCCAACCUGUAUCAGACGACUGCCUUUGGUCUCACGGGUCUCGUGACCCUGGACAUGCUCUCCAAGCUCGAGGUUCCUCGCCCGCAGCUGGUUGAUCUCAUCUUCCUCGACACCCUGCACCAUUUCCCGGAGACGCUCGCUCUUGUCGACAAGAUCCGCAAGCGCUACCCGUUGGUCAACAUCCACGUCUACAAGCCCCUUGGGGUUGAGACGGCCGAUGAGUUUGCCAAAAAGUACGGGGACCGUCUCUGGGAAACCGACGACCAGAUGUACGACUGGACCGCCAAGGUUGAGCCCGCUCAGCGUGCGUACCGGGAACUCAAUGUCAGCGCUGUCCUGACCGGCCGCCGUCGCAGCCAGGGCGGCAAGCGGGGUGACCUGGACAUCAUCGAAGUCGACGAGGCCGGUCUGAUCAAGAUCAACCCGUUGGCCAACUGGUCGUUCGACCAGGUCAAGCAGUACAUCAAGGAGCACGAUGUGCCUUACAACGAUCUGCUGGACCGCGGCUACAAGAGCAUUGGUGACUGGCACUCCACGCAGCCUGUUGCUGAGAACGAGGACGAGCGGUCGGGUCGAUGGAAGGGCCAGGCCAAGACCGAGUGCGGGAUUCACAACCCCCGAUCCAAGUACGCCCAGUACCUGAUGGAGCUGGAGCGGAAGCGACAAGAGGAAGCUCUUGCACAGGCUCUGCAGCAAUCCUCUGUCUCGGCCACGCAAUGAGGCGUCGACCUUGACGAGAAAAGAGUCCACGACUUGCUUUCCAGGGAGAGACAGUCAUAAUGAUCCAGGACUGCUCUUGAUUAUUUUGCAUGACGUACGGCGUUUCGACAAAUCAUGGGUUACAUUGCUCGGUGGAAAAUAUUU
This is a messenger RNA of Paecilomyces variotii, 1396 nucleotides long. RefSeq names its product 3'-phosphoadenosine-5'-phosphosulfate reductase. Gene Ontology annotation, molecular function: phosphoadenylyl-sulfate reductase (thioredoxin) activity. Gene Ontology annotation, cellular component: cytoplasm. The record is from RefSeq and is a predicted model, not a curated record. Lineage: Eukaryota; Fungi; Ascomycota; Eurotiomycetes; Eurotiales; Thermoascaceae. The coding region runs from base 326 to 1252 and encodes 308 amino acids. The transcript has 2 exons.